This is a messenger RNA of Sinocyclocheilus grahami, 2628 nucleotides long. Its product is annotated as von Willebrand factor A domain-containing protein 5A-like. NCBI's taxonomy places the organism in Eukaryota, Metazoa, Chordata, Actinopteri, Cypriniformes, Cyprinidae. The transcript has 19 exons. Bases 1 to 2628 code for a protein of 875 amino acids. The record is from RefSeq and is a predicted model, not a curated record.
AUGUCAUGCUGCCCUGCUGUAUUUGUGAUGUUGUGUUUGUGUGACUCAGUGCCUCUGAAGAGCAUCUCAGUGCAGGUUCUGGUUCAGGAUCAUGUAGCCACAGUCUCCUCCACUCUGCAGUAUGUGAAUGAGGAAGAGCGCCCCCUGGAGGCCUUGUUCGUCUUCCCUCUGCCUGCUGAUGCUGCUGUCUGCCACUUCAGUGCCAAGAUCGGAGAGCAGGAGAUUGUGGCAGAGGUGCAGGACAGAGAAACCGCGAGGGAUCAGUAUGAUGAUGCUGUGAGUUCGGGUCAGCAGGCGUUUCUGUUGGAAGAGAGCGCAGAGAGUCCUGAUGUGUUCAGACUGAGUGUCGGGUGUCUGUCGGCGGGUCAGAACGCUGCUGUCACCAUCAUCUACGUCACCGAGCUCGCUGUGCAGGCCGAUCACUCGCUGCGCUUCUGUCUGCCGACUGUACUCAACCCCCGAUACACACCAGCAGGUUCAGGUGCUGGUAUCGUCUCAGAGAUUUCAUCAGGAGCUGUUCCCUACACGCUGACUCUCAGUGUCCAUGUGAGCUCUCCAAAGCCCAUCACCAAACUAGAGUCCAACUGCUCUCUGGAUCCUCUAGAGUUCCUCCACUCUGAUCACACUCAGGCUACGGUGGAUCUGAGUCCUGGUCACAUGUUUGAUAAGGACUUUGAGCUGUUUGUGUUCUAUCAGGAUACCCAUCAGCCCUCUGCUAUAGUGGAGGCAGGAGUGACCACUGCCCCGCCAGGCUCUCUGAUGAGGGACCCAGUGGUCAUGAUAAGUUUGUACCCAGAGUUCCCGGAGGAAGUGAUGUCAUCACUGGCAUCUCGAGGCGAGUUUGUUUUUGUGAUUGACAGAUCAGGCAGUAUGGGAGACAUGAUGCAUCAUGGGAAAGGAGCACAGAUGCGCAUUGAAUCUGCAAGGGACACUCUGCUGUUACUGUUGAAGAGUCUGCCCAUGGGAUGCUACUUCAAUAUCUAUGGAUUUGGCUCUGAUUUUGAGUCCUUCUUUCCUCAGAGUGUCGUGUACAAUCAGGACACAAUGGAUCAGGCUCUGAAGAGAGUGAAGGAAAUGCAAGCAGACAUGGGCGGCACAGAGAUUUUACAGCCUCUAAAACACAUCUACAGUCAGCGCUGUCACCCUGACCACCCCAGACAGCUGUUCGUCUUCACUGAUGGAGAGGUGGGAAACACUAAAGAGGUGCUGGACCUGGUGAAAAGUCACGCUCACUCUCACAGGUGUUUCUCAUUCGGGAUUGGUGAGGGUGCAAGUGCCGCCCUCAUCACAGGAAUGGCCAGAGAGGGAUCGGGUCACGCUCAGUUCAUCACAGACACCGACCGCAUGCAGCCCAAAGUGAUGCAGUCGCUCAGGUUUGCGCUGCAGCCCGCUGUGGUUAAUAUCUCUGUGGAUUGGACCCUUCCAGAAGGAGUUACUGUUGAGACACUGUCUCCACCCAUCAAUGUGCUCUUCCAGGGACAAAGGACACUCAUUUAUGCCCAACUGAAAGGAGAAAGUUCAGGAGGCUCUGAGGGAACAGUGACAGUCAAAUACAGUCUGAAAGAUCAACCAGUAACAAACCAGCUCCACUUCUGCUUCAAACCAACUGAGGAAACAGGGUUGUCCAUCCACCGGCUGGCGGCUCGGACCCUGAUCCGUUCUCUGGAGCAGGAGGAGAGGUCAGGUGCUGCAGAUGUUGAGGGUAUCAGGAGCAGGAUGGUGGAGCUCAGUGUUCAGGCAGGAGUGAGCAGUGUUCAUACAGCCUUCAUUGCUGUUAAUAAAGACAGCAGACAGACUGUGAAAGGACCCCUGAAGCAGAGAAGAGUGCCGACACGCGAUUUGUCUUUAGUAAUUGCCCUGAUGCAAGCAAAUUGUGCUGAACUAGGAACCCACGCGUCACAAUAUUCUGCAUGCUUUGCAGAUGAACAAUCAUUUCGAUGCUCAAAAAAGAAGACCCUGAGAACUUUCACAGAGCGAGCUUUCUUAAAAAUGUCUAAUUGGGUACCAGAAGAGAUCCAGAAUUUCUUCCGCCGUGGUUCUGCGACUGCGACCUCCCCAUCUGAUCAGACGGACUCUGAAAGCAAGAAUGAUGCUGCUUCUGAGCCUCAGAAGGACCCGUUACUGCAGCUGGUUUCUCUCCAAAAGGCGUCAGGCUGCUGGGAUCUGGACGCCACACUGGCUGAUGUGUUUGCGAAGACGGAGGAUGAGCUGACCAGUCAGAAACCAGCACAGGUGGAUGGGUCAGUGUGGGCCACUCUCCUGGCUCUGAUCUGGUUAUACGGCUGUAAAAUAGAGCAGCAGGUGGAGUGGCAGUUUGUGGCCAUGAAGGCAGCGUCAUGGAUCGGCUCUCAGAAAGUGGGUGAUCUGUCUCAGUGUGUGUGUGGGGAAUGUCCUGCUCGGAUGUCAGGUGACCAAAGAGACUCUGGGAAUCUGAAGACGUCAGUGUUUCUAUAUCCUCUGCCAUAUAACUACACACAUACAUAUAUGAAUGCAUAUAUAUCAAGCAUAUUCAAAUGGCCGAUUGCUUGGUUCCAACCAGACCGCGAGACAACGAAGGCACCAUUUCUAGAUAAAGUUCAUAGAGAGGUUCACACUAUGAGUGCUCAGGGUCGUUCCCGUGUGCUUUGA